AUGGAUGCUCCGACUGAGAGCAACGCACCUCAGAGUGCUCACGAGAGCACCAAGACCACCUUCACGCCCUUUCUCAACCAUCAUCGCCACUUUCGUGGAACACCUCCCCCGUCUCCUAACAAGGUACGAACUCGCGAAAAGUCGCCCUACCCUACUCCCCGUGACAGCAAGGGUCGACGUCGCCCUCCCCCUCCCCCGCUGAACUUGGACAAUGCCCGUGUUCCCAACACUUCUCGUCGUAUUGAGAUUGAGCACAAUAAUGUUACCCCUACCUCUCCUGAAGCUGUCGUCCACGCUAUUGAUGGUACCAACAAUCGAUCUCGUGCCUCUGUGAGCUUCAGCGACGCCCGCAAGUACGGAUCCAUUGGUAGUGGUCCUCAGGUUGCUCGCUUCCCCCUCAUCACCCCCGCCGAAGUUCAGCAUCGUCAAGUCAAUUGGGAUGGGUCUUCCUCUGUCUACUCUGACAACUCGCCCUUCAACGGAAUGCCCACCAUCAGCCCCAUAAUCCCCCCCAAGAACCGCAUCAACAUCCUUCAGGGCUACAACGACUGGCGAGACAACACUUGUCCGCAGCUACAGACUCCCGGCGACGCCAUCAGGUCUCCCGGCCUCCUCCCUCCCCUUCGCUCCAAGAGUGUCAGUCAGAUUGACGAGCCCCUUGAGACCCUCCCCGCCACAACCUAUCAGCCGCCCCCCAUGCCGGCCAUCACCUCGCGCGAGGACAAGAAGCCGCAGCAAGGCCUUGUCAGAUCGGUCACCGUCCAUGAUCUACCCUCUGCAAAGCUGCAGCCCCAGUCGGCCCUUGCCGACCAGUUUUCCCCUCUGACACCUUGGGUCAUGAAUUUCGACCGUCGCCAGGCAACCAAGAACUUAUUUGGUGACAAUGGAUGGCUGCAGGACUCCAACCAGACAAAGGACGAGAAGAAGAACCAGUCGUCCAAGACUGCAAACUUCUUCGGUAGUAUCAAGAAGAUGGCAAAGGACCUUGCCGAGAACACAAACUUCAAGACCCAUACCCGCCGUUCGUCCGAGUUUCACCAUGCUACCAUCUCGCUCAGCCCCCGUGAGCAGUCUCUCAUCUACUGCGAGCUUGAGUACGCACUCUCCGAGGCUCUCGACCUGUACGUCAAGUCCCAGCACAAUGGCGGACGCCUCAACCCCGACAAGCUCAAGGCCAUUUCCGACAAGUGGUUCUCCAAGGGCCGCCCCCGCGUGCUGGGCUUCCGCUACGACCUCGAGACGCAGCUGGACCUCGUUACGCUGCACAUUGACGAGUUCCGCUUCUACGGACACGCCCAGCUCAGCGACAGCGCCGUCGCUGGCCUCCUGGCUGUCAUGAAGGGCAACGCCCGCACCAUGCGCGUGCGCCACCUGGCCCAGCCCGAUGCCGUCGUCGCCAAGCACAUUCUUGAUGCCCAGGCCCUCAUGCGCAUGCUCGGCACCGUCGAGAGCCUGCAAAUGGCUGUCGUUGAGUGCUCCGAGUUCUACAAGCGCGCCAUUGAGCGCAAGCAGGCCCAGGCCUUGGCUGCUGAGCGCAUGUCCCGCGAGGCUUGA
Molecule: messenger RNA, 1554 nt
Organism: Pestalotiopsis fici W106-1
Lineage: Eukaryota; Fungi; Ascomycota; Sordariomycetes; Amphisphaeriales; Sporocadaceae
Exons: 2
Coding region: 1-1554 (517 amino acids)
Source: RefSeq, a predicted model, not a curated record